AUGGUCAAAACAUCACAAGACAGUUUUGGCAACAACGCCAUCGAGGACGAGCUUUGCGGGGCGCCCAGCCCCCCGGCGGCCUCCGCGCAGGGGGCGGCGGCGGCGCAGCACGCCCAGCAGCACGCGCAGUCGCGCUCAGGGGGCGGCGGAGGCGGCGGCGGGGGCGGCGGCGGCGGCGGAGGCAGCAAGACGCGGCGGCGGCGCACGGCCUUCACCUCCGAGCAGCUGCUGGAGCUGGAGCGUGAGUUCCACGCCAAGAAGUACCUCAGCCUCACCGAGCGCUCGCAGAUCGCCGCCGCGCUCAAGCUCUCCGAGGUGCAGACUUCAUGCCCGUAA
Messenger RNA from Gryllus bimaculatus (two-spotted cricket), 336 nucleotides. The record is from the annotation of a GenBank genome assembly. Lineage: Eukaryota; Metazoa; Arthropoda; Insecta; Orthoptera; Gryllidae.